UGUCGUCGUCAAGAAGCCGGAAUAUCUUCGCGAGUUGGAAAAACUCAUGUGCCAGACCCCGAAGAGGGUUCAGGCGAAUUACGCGAUGUGGAGAAUCGUUGAGGACUCUUUAUAUUACCUGAACGAAGAAGUGCUUAGAAGGGAGUUGGCAUUUUCUGCAGCGAUCGGUGGACGUAAGAAGCGACCGCCGAGGUGGAAUCAUUGUAUUCAAUUGGUUUUGGAAACCUUUCCGAUCCUCGUUGGCUCUCUGUACGUAAGAAACUACUUCGACAAAGAGACCAAGGCGAACGCAGCCGCUAUGGCUGCCGACGUCAAAGAACACUUCAUCAGAAUUUUAGAAACCGUCGAAUGGAUGGACGAAAAAACUCGUAACCAUUCUGUUGAGGUAGCAAAUGCGAUGUCCGCUUACAUCGCGUAUCCCGACGAGCUACUGGACGACGAGGAACUCGAAAAGCUGUGGCCAGAUUUCGAUCUUUCCGAAGACUAUUUUUUCGAGAAUAUUUACCAUCUCGCAGCAUACGGAAGGAAUAAAAGAUUCAGCAAGUUGCGCGAACCCAUCGAUGAAAAAGAUUGGAAAUAUCGUGUCAAUCCGACGAUCGUGAAUGCGUUUUAUAAUUCAGCCUUGAACAGCUUUCAUUUACCUGCUGGUAUUCUGCAAGGUGAUUUCUUCAACAACGAUCGACCUAAAUACAUGAAUUACGGUGGGAUUGGAACAAUCAUUGGGCACGAGAUAGCGCAUGGUUUCGGAGAAAUCGGCUGGCAAUUCGAUGAGAACGGCAAUAAACUAGAUUGGUGGGAGCCUUCAAACAAAGAGAAUUAUCUCAAGCGUACAUCGUGCAUUGUCGAUCAAUAUGCGAAUCAGACCGUCCAAGAGGUUAAUCUCAAAUUGAACGGCACCAAAACUCAAAAGGAAAAUAUGGCUGACAACCGCGGAAUAAAAGCAGCGUACAUGGCGUAUAACGAUUGGGCUGAGGUCAACGGACCGGAACCACAGUUGCCCGGAAUCGACAGAACGCCACAACAAAUGUUCUGGAUCAGUAUCGCGACGAGUUCGUGCUCGGUGUCCACACCAGAAUCCAUGAAAUUUCAAAUCGAUCAUAACUUCCAUUCUCCUGAAGAGUUCCGAGUUUUAGUUCCGUUGUGGAAUUCGCUUGAAUUCGCAAAAGAUUUCAAGUGCCCGGUCGGCUCUAAAAUGAAUCCUAAGAAAAAGUGUUCCGUUUGGUAAAACAUCGAAGGUUCGUUGCACUUUUAAAAGCCUCGGAAAAAUCGUAAAAUUCAUGGGGAAACUGUUCUUCUUUGUUAGGAAAAGACAUCGAGAAAAACAGCGCCUUUUCAGGAUUAUUUAAGGUAUUCCUUUCCUAUGAACGUAUUUCUUGGUGGUGCAAAUUCGGACACUCGAAAUUUGGACUGAUUCCUAGCCUCUGAGAAGUCGCAUUUAUAUAGGAAAAGCUUCUGCUUCUGUCGUUUUUCCAACUUCUAUCCUUAAUAUC
This is a messenger RNA of Venturia canescens, 1490 nucleotides long. Its product is annotated as neprilysin-2-like. Gene Ontology annotation, cellular component: plasma membrane. The transcript has 4 exons. Gene Ontology annotation, molecular function: metalloendopeptidase activity. The coding region runs from base 47 to 1225 and encodes 392 amino acids. Gene Ontology annotation, biological process: protein processing. NCBI's taxonomy places the organism in Eukaryota, Metazoa, Arthropoda, Insecta, Hymenoptera, Ichneumonidae. The record is from RefSeq and is a predicted model, not a curated record.